GCAGCUGGCAGACCCGUGGCAGAAGAUGGCUGUGGAGAGCCCGUCCGACAGCGCUGAGGAUUAUAUCUUUAUCCUUGAAAUUUAAAAACAUUUGCCAGGACAUGUCUUGGUGUUGAUGAUCUCUGUUGAACCUUCUCAGUCUUCAGUCUCAGUAUAAUGAGUAUGAUGACUAUCACUGUACAUAAGUCUUUAUGCACAUCUCUGAUAUUUCCUUAGGAUAAAUGAGGAGCUGAUUCUUAAUCCUGUCACAUUGAAUGGACAGCAAAUUAUGGAUGAACCUAUGGGAGAGGAGGAGAUUAAUCUACAAACUGAAGAAGGCAGUAUCAAAGAAAUUGCAAUCACACAUCAUGUAAAGGAAGGUCAUGAAAAGGCAGAUCCUUCCCAGUUUGAGCUUUUAAAAGUAUUAGGACAGGGAUCAUUUGGAAAGGUUUUCUUGGUGAAAAAAAUCUCAGGCUCUGAUGCUAGACAGCUUUAUGCCAUGAAGGUAUUGAAGAAGGCCACACUGAAAGUUCGAGACCGUGUUCGGACAAAAAUGGAACGUGAUAUUUUGGUAGAAGUUAAUCAUCCUUUUAUUGUCAAGUUACAUUAUGCUUUCCAGACUGAAGGAAAGUUGUAUCUUAUUUUGGACUUUCUCAGGGGAGGAGAUUUGUUUACACGCUUAUCCAAAGAGGUGAUGUUCACAGAAGAAGAUGUCAAAUUCUACUUGGCUGAACUUGCACUUGCUUUAGACCAUCUGCAUAGUCUGGGAAUAAUCUAUAGAGACUUAAAGCCAGAAAACAUACUUCUUGAUGAAGAAGGUCACAUCAAGUUAACAGAUUUUGGCCUAAGUAAAGAGUCUAUUGACCACGAAAAGAAGGCAUAUUCCUUUUGUGGAACUGUGGAAUAUAUGGCUCCAGAAGUAGUUAAUCGUCGUGGUCAUACUCAGAGUGCUGACUGGUGGUCUUUUGGUGUGUUAAUGUUUGAAAUGCUCACUGGUACAUUACCGUUCCAAGGAAAAGAUCGAAAAGAAACAAUGACUAUGAUUCUUAAAGCCAAACUUGGAAUGCCACAGUUUUUGAGUCCUGAAGCCCAGAGUCUUUUACGAAUGCUUUUCAAACGAAAUCCAGCCAACAGAUUAGGCGCAGGACCAGAUGGAGUUGAAGAGAUUAAGCGACAUUCAUUUUUCUCAACAAUAGACUGGAAUAAACUAUAUAGGAGAGAAAUUCAUCCACCUUUUAAACCUGCAACUGGUAGGCCUGAAGAUACAUUCUAUUUUGAUCCUGAGUUUACUGCAAAAACUCCCAAAGAUUCACCUGGCAUUCCACCUAGCGCUAAUGCACACCAGCUCUUUCGGGGGUUCAGUUUUGUUGCUAUUACCUCAGACGAUGAAAGCCAAGCAAUGCAGACAGUUGGUGUACAUUCAAUUGUUCAACAAUUGCACAGGAACAGUAUCCAGUUUACUGAUGGAUAUGAAGUAAAAGAAGAUAUUGGAGUUGGAUCGUACUCUGUUUGUAAGAGAUGUAUACAUAAAGCCACAAACAUGGAGUUUGCAGUGAAGAUUAUUGAUAAAAGCAAGAGAGAUCCAACUGAGGAAAUUGAAAUUCUUCUCCGUUAUGGACAGCACCCAAACAUUAUUACUCUAAAGGAUGUAUAUGAUGAUGGAAAAUAUGUGUAUGUAGUAACAGAACUUAUGAAAGGAGGUGAAUUACUGGAUAAAAUUCUUAGACAGAAAUUUUUCUCUGAACGAGAAGCCAGUGCUGUCCUGUUUACCAUAACCAAAACCGUCGAAUAUCUUCAUGCACAAGGGGUGGUUCACAGAGACUUGAAACCUAGCAACAUUCUUUAUGUGGAUGAAUCUGGUAAUCCAGAAUCUAUUCGAAUUUGUGAUUUUGGCUUUGCAAAACAGCUGAGAGCAGAAAAUGGUCUUCUCAUGACUCCCUGUUAUACUGCAAAUUUUGUUGCACCAGAGGUUUUAAAGCGACAAGGCUAUGAUGCUGCUUGUGAUAUAUGGAGUCUUGGUGUCCUCCUCUAUACAAUGCUUACUGGCUACACUCCAUUUGCAAAUGGUCCUGAUGACACACCAGAGGAAAUAUUGGCACGAAUAGGUAGCGGAAAAUUCUCACUCAGUGGUGGUUACUGGAAUUCCGUUUCAGACACAGCAAAGGACCUGGUGUCAAAGAUGCUUCACGUAGACCCUCAUCAGAGACUGACUGCUGCUCUCGUGCUCAGACAUCCUUGGAUCGUCCACUGGGACCAACUGCCGCAAUACCAACUGAACAGACAGGAUGCGCCACAUCUAGUAAAGGGUGCCAUGGCAGCUACGUACUCUGCUUUAAACCGUAAUCAGUCACCAGUCUUGGAACCGGUAGGCCGCUCCACUCUUGCUCAGCGGAGAGGUAUUAAAAAAAUCACCUCAACAGCCCUGUGAAGUGACCUCAGUGAGAGAUUUGGUACCAUGGUGUAAGCUGAUAGCACAAGUUCUGGCGACAGGUAGCACAUAUCCGAGAGACACCUGCAAGCACACACUGUCCCAGCUGGUACCCAUAAUGCUGCUGCCCCUGCUGCUGCUCCUGCUUUCGUCUCUUCUCGCUUUAAAUGAUCGUUAGCAAGUUAGAUUUUCCUGGAGCUCCGGAUGAAAUGAAAAUGGAAACGUGAUGAAGAUAUAUUCACUGAAUCAAUGAGAAAAAUAAUGAACAUAUGAAUACCACCUAAAAUACACUGAAUAAAGUACUCUACACCAUAUAGCAUUAUUUUUAUAGGAGAUAUUUCAUGUCCCUUAAAUAUUCUUUGUUAGUUAUAGGGAUGGACAGUUUAUGUUAAGCACUUAGCUUAAACAAUCCGUUUAUAUUAGCACUGUAUCCCUUGUGCCAUCCAACAUUUUGUAUGUUUUUGUAAACAGUUCAUACACAGUACAUUUCUGUACUGCUUUCUUUAAUGUACACAUGCCUUGUUUAACUUGGAAUCUAUUAUUAUUAACCAAUUGACUAUUAAAUUUGGUUAAAUAGUUCACCUGGAUUAGCAGUAUUGUUGGACAGCCCUAAAAAAUGGCCAGAUUGUGAAACAGCUGUUGAAUGUAAUACUUUCAAAAUGUACAUAUCUUUCCCCAUGUCUGUUUCACUGGUUUGUUCGUUUGUUUGUUUCUUAAAGUCAGGUGCUCUGUCAGACUAACCUAGAGAGCUGUUAUGGUAGAGAAAGUUAUCAUACAUGUGUGGCAUGAAAUCAAGAGUACAUCUAUGAAGUAAGCCCAUAUACUUUGCAACUCCUUUGGGUUCUUUUUUCCUUAAUUAAAGAAGUAGUCCUUGUACUUUUAAUCCUGUAUCCAUACUUAGUAUUUGGCAUAUUAUUUGAGAUUUUGCCAAUAUACAUAAAAAGCCUUUAAUAGUCAUCGUAAAGAGAUUGGUGAAGAAAAAUUUAGCCACAGGUAAUUGAAGUCCUAAUGGAUAUUUCAUGUUUAAAUAGAUAUUCUAUAUUAAACACUAAUUUGAUUGUAAUAAAGGCCACAGGCCUCUCUAUGAAAUUGGAUUUAAACUUUCUUAAUCUAGGGAAUAAAACUUUCUUGAGCAAACAGUAUCUGUUCGAACCUGAACUCCUGACUAAGGUAGUCUGAGUGAACAUUCAGUGUUUUCUGAAUUCCUCCUGAUGACUUCUAGCCAUAUCUUACUUUCUUUGACUUCAGAAAAGCUCCGUUUCGUAAUGGCCACUGGGCCUGCUUAGAUGGCAGUAUUGGUUACAUUCAUCUAAUCUGGUAGUUUCCACAGUUUUAUCUAAUGAAAGAAAGAAACUUUUGUGCCCAUUAUUACCUGUGUCUUUGCCAAUCUACCUAGCAUACAUCAAUAUGUAAUGUAAAAGAUAUAUGAGCAAGGAAAGAGUAAUUUAAAUUACCUAAUCAAGAACGUGCCCGAACAGAUCUUUCUUAGUCACAUACUAAAGCAUUUACAUCAGAAGUCUUUUUUUUUUUUCCAGCCAGAAGCUUUAAAUCUUCCCAAAGCCGAAGGAGAGUGGUGCAUCUAAAUGUCUUGAAAGCAAGUUGUCAUUCUUAAAUUUCUCCAAUGCAAUUGAACAGAAAGGGGGACAUCUAUAACAUUCCUCUUGCCCAAGUAACACAAAUGAUUAUUGCAUAAAAAUCUAACUUACCUUCUAAAUGAAAAAUGUAUGAGAAGAGAGAAAUCAGAAGAUGUAGGUGGAAGCUUUUUUUUCUCCCUCCUCUAUUCAGUGUUUCAAACCAUGGUCAUCCCAAAUUCUUGGCACUCUUUAAAUGUUAAAGUAAUGCUGAGCAGAAAAAAAUACCUAGUUUCAGGUUGUUGACACUAAAGCUAUUCCAUAAUUGCUUAGGUGUGUUGUCCAUAAUAGGAUUAGAAGUCAACACCAUAAAUAUUUUUUAUUUAUAAGGCAGAUUAGAGGAAGAGAGAGAGAGAGGAAGAUUUUCCACCUACUGGUUCACUUCCCAAAUGGCUGCAGUGGCCAGGACUGGGCCAGGCUGAAGCCGGGAGUUUCUCCUAGGUCUCCUACGUAGGUCCAGGGGCCCAAAGACUUGGGCCGUUCUCCACUGCUUUCCCAGGUGCAUUUGCAGGGAGCUGGAUUGAAAGUGGAGCAGCCGGGACUCAAACCAGAGCUCAUAUGGGAUGCCAGCAUUUCAGGCGGCAGCUUAACCUGCCAUGCCACCACACUGGCCCCAACACCCUAAAUCUUAAUAAGUUAUCUGGCCCAACUUGGUCAUACUGCAUGUAAAGAGCCUGAGACCCAAAUUAAAGACUAGAAUCCUUCUCAUUCAGCAUUUUUUUUUUUUAAACUCCUCAUAAAACCGUGCUACCUUUGCCUGACCAGUAACUGAGGUCAAGGACUAUGAAUUUCUUGGGGCAGUCCGCUGGUGGUACAGAGUACCCAGUUUCUUUCUUUCAGAAUUAAAUGCCUUCUUUGUCUAGUCAAGCUGCCAGUUUUAUUGGAUAAAAGUAAUGGUUCACAGAGCUGAAAACUUUGCACCUGGAAAGCAAGUUUAUGAGUGUAAUUUGUUUUUUUCAUCUGUGGUUCUGAUGUUCUCCGUGCUUUUGAUUUGCAGUGGACUGACCUGGCCAGCAUUGUGCUGGAAAUGUAGGGCUUGUGUCAGGUUAACUUUUCCAUUGAUUUCUCAAAGUCUAACUCUUUGUGACACUGGGUUGUGGUAUUGAGGCACCUGAUGGCUUUUGCCAGUCACCAGUUAGUGCUGCCAGUUCCAUUGAGCUGCUCCCAGGAGGUGUCCAGUCUUAAAGAUACUUCACUGUGAAAGAGGGAACUAAACUAUCAGGUCUCUUUUACAAACAUCCUCUUAGUUUAUAAUCCAGAAUAAUAUCCAAAAUGAUAGAUUGCAUUUAACAUUGCCAGGCAUAUAUUGGGAAAAGUGCAAGUUACACUACUGUGUGUUUUCUGUUUUCCCUUUGGAGUGAUGAUGUUAAAUUAAGGUAAGUUUUUUUUUUUUUUUUGGUAUUUUUUUAAUCAUUUCAGCUCCUUCUAGUUUAUAAUGAUGUCUACUAAAUACUGUAGGCCCUUGACCUCAACCAAUUUGAUAUGAAUGCAUUUACUCACAAGCAACCCUGAAAGUCCAAAAACAUAAUGAAUUUGACAAAGCAUGAAGUUAAGAUGCCAUGAGAAUAAUGCAUGGGAAGAGUCACUUUUGAGUGUCUAGGGUAGAUUUCCCAGAUUUCACAUGCAGUGUGAUUCAAAGAGCAAGUUUGAGUCAACCCAGUCCCCAUCAACUUUUAAGAAGUGGCUGCUACUAGGGCCUGGGGAGGUGGGACUGUCCAAUUAACUAUGUCCUGCACCCUCAGCCCAGGAAAGAUUUAAAUAGAGGAUUGGUAGGUGUAAAGGCUUCAAAAGAAGGCAGUGUGUUUGGUAGGAAAGCCCAGUCUGGAGUGAAAGCAAAAAAGCCUUCAAGAUUUGGGGACCUUGCUCACUUUGGCAGCACAUAUACUAAAAUUGGAAGUAUUUGGUGGCCUUGCUACACAUGUGCGCAAUCACCAAGGGAGGCCAGCAGUACACAUCUCAACAUGGCUUUGAUCCUCUCUAUUUCCUGGCCUUUAUCAUUGGCCUAAAAUUUUCAGCUAGAUUUACUGUAUUUUUAGUAGAGAAAAUUCUGUCUUUCGGUAUUGAGCAUUUGAAAUUAAUGAAGCUAUGUUGGACAGAUAGCUCAGGAGCAUAAAGGAUUAGAAAAGGUCUGUUUUCUGUGGUUGACAAACAUGGAUUCCAUGGCUGACCUUGGUGCUUAAAGCUAGAGGUUCCAAUCUAGUCCUAGAGUUCUGUCCCUCUAAAAGGCCCAAGUCCGUGUGACUUAACUUUAAACUGGACAUAUACUUUGAGCCCUGUUGAAUUCACAGAUAAGUCCACUGCUUUCGGUAUUAUUGCUUCAAUUAAUGAAAAGGGUCCUCUUUUCAAGCCCAGGUUGUUUCCCCGAGUGACCAUUGGUGGAGACCAGGUAAUGAAGGAAUGAAUUCACUUUCUUGGGACUGUGGUAUUCUACAGAGCCACAUUUAACCACUUUUUUCAGUGAAGAAUCUACAGAACGAUAAUACCCAAACGUGGAUGGCCAAGACGAAUUUUUGCCUACAGUGUACUUUAUGUAUUUUUGACACUGCUGUAUUCUUUGUGAUCCAGUGACUGUGGUUCCAAUGUGACUAAGUGUCCUCAAAGAAUUCUAGUAACUAACUCAAUUUUCUUAAGCCUAGUGUUACUGUCAGUCUCACAUUUACCACUUUGAUUCCAGUCUUUCAACUGUU
Messenger RNA from Lepus europaeus (European hare), 6725 nucleotides. RefSeq names its product ribosomal protein S6 kinase A3 (gene RPS6KA3). The record is from RefSeq and is a predicted model, not a curated record. NCBI's taxonomy places the organism in Eukaryota, Metazoa, Chordata, Mammalia, Lagomorpha, Leporidae. Bases 269 to 2407 code for a protein of 712 amino acids. Gene Ontology annotation, molecular function: ribosomal protein S6 kinase activity; magnesium ion binding; ATP binding. The transcript is spliced from 24 exons. Gene Ontology annotation, biological process: intracellular signal transduction; protein phosphorylation.